Messenger RNA from Sitodiplosis mosellana (orange wheat blossom midge), 1959 nucleotides. Its product is annotated as alanine--glyoxylate aminotransferase 2, mitochondrial. Gene Ontology annotation, biological process: glyoxylate catabolic process. The transcript is spliced from 8 exons. Gene Ontology annotation, molecular function: pyridoxal phosphate binding; L-alanine:glyoxylate transaminase activity. The record is from RefSeq and is a predicted model, not a curated record. The coding region runs from base 343 to 1821 and encodes 492 amino acids. Gene Ontology annotation, cellular component: mitochondrion. Lineage: Eukaryota; Metazoa; Arthropoda; Insecta; Diptera; Cecidomyiidae.
UUUAAAUAGCACUCAUUGUAUAUGUUAUAAUUUGUGGUCAUUUACUUGUGGUAUAAUUUACGCACACAACCUAGUUUAAGGUCUUUCUUGUGGAAUCAUUAUUAUCAGUAUGAACAAAAGUAGCCAAAUUUCUUCUGCUUAUCUAUGAAAGGCGCAUAUAUUCAAAUGUUGUGUACUUUGCUAACGAACAGAAAGGAAAGUAGUUUAAAACGACACCAACAUACAUUCGCCUAUCGUUGAAUGUUUUUAUUUGAAUUUUGAACUCAUUGAUUCAAGUACUAUUUGGAAAAAAAAUUGGAAUUGUUUCGUUAGUUUUGAUUUUAGUUUUGAUCAUUUUCAAAGAUGUUCCGUAUUCUAAAACAACAAAAAUUUUUCAACGUACGCUCAUUGUCAACGAGCAGAUACCGUAAUACAAACAACUAUGACGGACCGUGUAUUGAAGAAGUGAAAUUGUUGCAAAAACAUCACGUAGCACCAUGUCAUAAACCGAUCUAUAAGCAACCCAUUUUGAUACACAGAGGACACAUGCAAUAUUUAUACGAUGCAAAUGGCAAAGAGUAUUUGGAUUGUUACGGAGGCAUAGUUACAGUUUCCGUUGGACAUUGCCAUCCUUAUGUUGUUGAAGCCGUCGAAAGACAACUACGGAAAAUAUGGCAUACAACAGUUAUUUACAUGAAUCCAUCGCUGAACAUCUAUUCUCAAAAACUUACGAGCAAAUUACCGGGUGACUUGAAAGUUGCCUAUUUGGUCAAUUCUGGCUCUGAAGCAAAUGACCUGGCAUUGCUUUUGGCCCGUUUAUAUACAGGCAACUAUGAAAUGUUAUCGAUACAAAACUGUUACCAUGGAAUGUCAUUAGGAACAAUGGGCUUGACAUCGAGUUCAAACUGGAGAUUUCCCAUUCCUUCAGUGAAUCAUGGCAUUCAUCAUGUGAAAAAUCCAAAUCCCUACAACGGUAGAUGGGGAGGUGCGGCAUGUCGAACGUCUCCUGUUCAAACUGAUCGAGAAUGCGAAUGCUUCGAUGGGAAGUGCAAAGCUACAUCAAACUACAUCGAAGAACUCGAAGAUGUAUUCAAAUACUCGAUUCCAAAGGAAAAAUGCGCUGGGAUGAUCGCUGAGUCCAUACAGGGCGUGGGAGGGACUGUACAAUUCACAAAAGGAUACCUAAAGGAAGCUGCAACACUCGUUCGUCUCAACAAUGGCUUGUUUAUUUCGGACGAGGUUCAAACUGGCUUUGGUCGAACCGGAGAUCACUUUUGGGGCUUCGAGUCCCAAGACUUUGUACCUGACAUUGUAACAAUGGCGAAGGGAAUCGGUAACGGUUUUCCAUUAGCGGCCGUUGUUACUACACCAAAAAUUGCGCAAUGCUUAACUCAAUCAAGCCAUUUUAACACUUUUGGUGGAAAUCCAUUGGCUUGCGCUGCUGGUUUGGCCGUGUUGGAAGUUAUCGAAAAAGAAGGUUUACAACAGAAUUCAAAAGAUGUGGGAACGUACUUUUUGAAAUCUCUAAAUCAAUUACGGGAUAUACAUGAAGUGGUCGGAGAUGUACGAGGACAGAUCAUAAAAUUACUGUCACCCUUUCAACGUUCACAGGGUCUAAUGAUUGGCGUGGAGUUUGUUGAAUCGAAAGAAACACGCGUACCCUUAUCAAAAAAUCAGUUUGAACAAAUUUGGAACUGCACAAAGGACUAUGGGGUUCUCUUCGGUUGUGGUGGAUACUAUGGAAAUGUUAUGCGAAUAAAACCACCGAUGUGCAUUACCAAGAAGAAUGUAGACUUUGCUAUAGAAGCAAUGCACUGUGCAAUCAAAUCUAUCAAACAAUAGUUUUUGUUACAAAAUAAUUAAAUAUACAUCUUAAAAUAUUUUGGUUUUCUAUUUUAAACACGUAACAAAGAUGUUUAUUUAUCAAUUGUUACUAUACGAUCAAUAAAAUAAACUUUUUAAUUUAACGGUGCACACAAA